Molecule: messenger RNA, 399 nt
Organism: Alternaria ventricosa
Lineage: Eukaryota; Fungi; Ascomycota; Dothideomycetes; Pleosporales; Pleosporaceae
Exons: 3
Coding region: 1-399 (132 amino acids)
Source: RefSeq, a predicted model, not a curated record
AUGCCUCAAUUCAAAGAGGGCGAUACCGUCAAGCUCAAAGGCGACGAUGUAAUCUACAUCGUACUACGAGUCCUUGUCGGCCUGGGCGAGAUCGCAAAGUACAUUAUCGAGAAAAAGUACAAUCCGGUGCCUAGGUCAAAUGAGUAUGAGCCAACCUCUCGCUCCCGGGGGACAAGGAGAUACCGGGAGGGCUUCCGUCGUAUCCUCCAAUACCUCAACGUCACUGUUCCCUUCGACAAGCUCCCCGUUGUGCCUACCGCAGGCACGGAUAGGAAGAACAAGUCAAGCAGCAUUGCGAUUCCCAAAGGCAAUGACUACGAUGCAACAACCAUACUCCUCAAUGAGGACAUGGUGUGUGUGGUUGAGAGUGAAGACGAUGAGUUUGAUCUCUUCGCCUGA